This is a messenger RNA of Aphanomyces astaci, 240 nucleotides long. RefSeq lists its product as hypothetical. The record is from RefSeq and is a predicted model, not a curated record. Lineage: Eukaryota; Oomycota; Saprolegniomycetes; Saprolegniales; Verrucalvaceae. Bases 1 to 240 code for a protein of 79 amino acids. The transcript has a single exon.
AUGGACAUCUGUGUCUGGCAGCACAACAAGUUUGAGGGCAAGUGGGUCAAAAAGGCCGACGCCCACGGUAGCACGUCGGACGAGUGCGCGCAGCUGCUGCAGUUCCGGCCCGACGUGGCCAACGCCCCGGGUCUGCCUUGCGUUUGUCGACUUGGCCGGGUCCGAGCACGCCGGCCGCGUCACGGCCAGAAGACGGACAAUGAGCAGCAAGAGUACCAAGAAAUGAACCAAGCACCAUAG